Molecule: messenger RNA, 1776 nt
Organism: Prunus persica (peach)
Lineage: Eukaryota; Viridiplantae; Streptophyta; Magnoliopsida; Rosales; Rosaceae
Product: WAT1-related protein At3g28050
Exons: 7
Coding region: 402-1574 (390 amino acids)
Cellular component (GO): plasma membrane
Molecular function (GO): transmembrane transporter activity
Source: RefSeq, a predicted model, not a curated record
AGUUCAGAUUUUAAAAAAAAAAAUCUAAAGCAAGAUACAAGAGAAGCACAACUGCAGAAGUCCUCUGUUUAUGCCUAAUGGAAAUGGAAUUCCUCUGUUUCUAGUUGAUGCAUUUUCAAAUUUUAUCAAUUCAAAAUUGUAAAAACGUGUGCCUGCCUAAAUGGAACCAAUAACUUAACCUAAAAAAUUAAGAUAAUUGCAUUUUGUACAAGUAAAUACAUUAUCACACCACCUAACUAGAACUGGCAACGAAUAAUUUGACAAAGAAACUAACUAUACCAUCAGGCAUCAAUUUUCCUGCGCCUUAAGCCAGUUGGACCUGAAAGACAAUCAUGACAGAUAUCAAUAGCUUCAGUGUCAAACUUGCAUGCUUUCAACUGUGAAGCCGUGGUCCCUCUUGUAUGUAUAUGUCACAAGGCACAACACCAGGUGCAUGCUUACAGCACACACAAAGGUUAUUCUGGUUUUUUUUUUCCCUUCUUGGCAUGGGGAAGGGAAUUUCAGUGGCUUUUGUGGCACUGGUGAUGGCAGUUCUUGCUCAGGUGACUAGUAUGAUAUUGACCAAAGAAGCCAUGAGCAUCGGACUGAGUGAAUAUACUCUUGUUGUCUACUCUAAUGCUCUCUCCACUCUUAUCCUUACCCCUUCUUCCUUCAUCUUUCACAGAUUAGAGCGUCCUCCGCUCAGCUUUUACAUUGUCUUCAGCUUCUUCUUACUUGGCUUUAUUGGGUUUGUAAAAAAGACCUUGUUUUUAUUUUCGAAGAGGUUCAAGUUGUGGUUAAUGGGACUUGCUGGUUUAAACUACGCCUCUGCUACGCUUAACACAACCAUGCUCAAUCUCAUUCCAGCCUUUACAUUCAUACUUGCCUUACUAUUCAGGAUGGAAAAGCUAAACUGGAGGAGCUCAAGCAGCCAAGCUAAGUCUUUUGGAGCUGUAGUGUCAAUUACAGGGGCAUUUGUUGUGACUUUCUACAAGGGCCCAGCAGUGAUCCACCAACGCUUGUCUUCUGACCCGUUGAGUGGUCCAUGUCUCUUCUCACCAAAAUCACAUUGGGUCCUUGGAGGAUCACUCCUAGCCGCUGAGGCAUUCAUGUCCUCAUUAUGGAUUAUUCUGCAGGCCUUAAUCCUUAAGAAGUACCCUGCAGUGCUGAUCUUAGCCUCCUUCUACUGCUUCUUUGUGACCAUACAAGCUGCAUUAGCCUCACUGAUACUAGUAAAAGACCCAAGUGCUUGGAGUUUAAAACCCAAUAUUGGUUUGUUUGCAGUUUUAUACUCAGCGGUUGUUGGGACUGCGUUACGUACCAGUGCGGUAGCAUGGUGCCUGCAGAGAACAGGACCUUUGUAUGUUUCUAUGUUCAAGCCCCUUGCUGUUGUUGUCGCAGAUGUCAUUGAUGUAAUUUUUCUGGGACAAGCUCUGCAUCUCGGAAGCUUGGUUGGAGCAGCUGUAAUUAUCACUGGCUUUUAUGCUGUGAUAUGGGGUAAGGCCAGAGAAGAGAAGUUGCAUGAGGACAGUGGAGAAGGGCAGUGGUCAGAAUCAUCAUCUGAAAGCACCCCCCUGCUGCAAAGUGCAAAAUAAGACACAGAUUUGUCUUGUCUAGAAACCAUGGUCUUAGACGUCUUUGUAAUUUUGAUGUGCAAUUUGAUGUGAUUUAUGCAUAUAUAUAUAUAUAUAUAUAUGUUAAGCAUUUCCACCUAUCAAAAGAAAAAUAUGUUGAGCAUUUCCAUGCAGAUGUUCAUCUCAGAUAUUUGGAAAUAUCUGUAUAGCAUACAGUUCUCCC